Ceutorhynchus assimilis (cabbage seed weevil) is the source of this 3281-nucleotide messenger RNA. NCBI's taxonomy places the organism in Eukaryota, Metazoa, Arthropoda, Insecta, Coleoptera, Curculionidae. The record is from the annotation of a GenBank genome assembly.
CUUUCUCUUCUUGGAAUUUUGCCUGGUGGUUGUCGUGGUCCGCGUUCUUCUAUGUUUCAUGAACUUUUAUUACUAUUUGUACCUUGUACCUAGUUGAACACCCCAUUUCGCCGUAUUUCAAGUUCCAUAAAAUAAUUUCCGCUUUCAAUGGACAAGUGGAAUAAACCAUACGUUCAUGUAAAGGGGAAUGAAUAUGUUCUUGACCGUAUCGAACUAAAAAAAACGUUCAGUGAAUUUGGUAACAUUACCAAGCUUUAUCUAAACAGUGACGGAAAUUAUGCGAAUCUGUAUUUUGACCAACCUGAGUCUGUUACCGAGGCUUGCGCACAAUAUAACGGAGUAAACGGUUGGACAGUGUUUUCAGGUUCAAGAAGGCCCAAAAAAUCUAACCCAUACGACGAAUUUAACUCUAGUACUUCUUCAGUUAGUCAUACCAACUCGGAGGCAAUGGAAGAAACAGUUUAUUAUAAGGGCGAUUUAGUUGAUAUCCAGGGACAACUUGUAUCGUAUUUGAAAACAGAGGAUGGAGAAAUAUUUGUUCGUUUGGAGGAUAUCGAAAAAGCUGGAUUCAAGCUUUUUCAAAAGAAAUAUUAUGAUGUUACUAGGAUUCCUGACAUGGAUGUUCUUAAAGAAAUUGAAGCUAAAAUAUUUCAUUAUGGCAUGGAAUGUUUACUUGAAGCAAAUAGGAUAUUUACCGAAGAAGCGAUUAUAGAUAUGUAUGAAAGGGUAAGGUCUAAGUUGUUUAAUGGCGAAUCUAAGCCUGCAGAUCAUCCUGCACAAAAUCGUCGCAUAAGUUUACAAGCUACCAAUGCUCCAUUAUCUUCACGAACCAAUACUCCUCCAUCAGCUGGUCAGAGAGAAAGGAGAUCAACUUCUGUAACUCGUACUGGAAGCAAUAAUUACCACAAUGGAAGAGAAGAAUUCCAAGCCCCUUCUAGAGACAGAAACCAACGUGAAUCUCGUUCGGAUUAUGCAGGACCGCGGCUUGGCAGAGAAAGAACCCCACUUAGAGCAAGUGGUUCUUAUGUGGCUGAACAAAAGGAAUAUGUGCCCAGUUUUCAUGAACAAAGAUCCAUUAAAAGGGAAAUAUCCGCUACACGAGAAAAAUCCUCCAAUAUUUUUACAAAAGUUGAGCAGCCUGAAUUAUCCAGCUCUUUCGAACAAAAAUGUGCUACAAGAGUCAAACCCUCCAAUAUUUUUACAAAAGAUGAGCAGCCUGAACUAUCCAGCUCUUUUGAGCAAAAAUGUGCCACAAGAGUAAAACCCCCAAGUACUUUUGCUAAAGUUGAUAGGCCCGAGCAAGAAUCACCAAAGGCACAAAUUUCAAAUGUCCCAAAAACUGAAAACAUUACGCAAAUCGGAAGGGUAAAAUUAGACAAAGGAUUUUAUGAGCUCAAAGUCACUUACUUAACUGAAAAACAAAUUUUCUAUGCACAAUUACUUAAAAAUAUCAAUAUAGUCGAAGACAUAUUGCUUCACGUCAAUACCAAAGACAAUCUCUUACCUUUAAUUGAAAAACCCCUGAAGGAUAUGUUAGUUGUUGUAGAAUUUGAGGACCUUUGGUAUCGAGGUGUGGUUAUCCGGGAAUCCGGGUUACCAGGCUCUGCCCUCGUCCAACUAUUGGAUUAUGGCAAUAGAGAGGAAAUCAAAGGCAACAUUCGACAAAUGUCAGAAGAAAUGCAGAAAGUUCCCGCACAAGCUUUCCGGUUCACUAUAACUCAACCUAACUCAACUAUAGAAGUCUCAAAAUUAGAGAUUGAUCAAGACAUAGAGGUGGAAGUUCUGAAACACUUUGACAGUUACGAAACUACUUAUUUAGUUGAUAUUAAACGAAUUAUUGGAUCUGAUGAAGAAGUAAAAACGACUCCGAUUGAAAACCAGCCCAAGGAGAAUGUCAAACCUGCACCUGCUGCCAAAUGCUUUAUGCAGAUAGCGAAACCUACUGUUGAAAUUGUACCUGGCGAAAUGGUGUUUAUUGUAAACCACACUGAUGAUAAACUGAUUGUAAAAAACAAGGAAAUGGCUAGUCUCACUAAAAAAAUAAUUACACAUGUGGCAUCAAUGGAGAAAAAACCCGUAGCUAAUCCAAAAGUGGGCCAGUAUGUAUUGUGUACCUGUUUUGAUCAUGGAGAUGGACUUUUUAGAGCUAUUAUCAAGAAAAUUAUUGGCGAAUUGGCAUCGUUGCAGCUGAUUGAUUUCUCCAUUGAGGAGACACUUCCUUUAACAUCAUUAAGAAACAUUGACGAAGAUCUGGCUUCUUUGCCACCAGCCCAAAUUGAAAUCAACUAUCUACCCUUAAAAAAAUUAACAGAUGACGGACUUACAUUAUUGAGCUCAUUUAUCCGAAACAAAUCCAAAAUCAAAUCGACCGAAGUAAAUGGACUAAUAGAUUUUACGGUUGAUGGAGAAUUAUUAUCAAUGAAAAUUACCCCCCAACUUAGACAACCAAAAUCAGAAAUUUCUAGUCCCAGCCACAAAGAGCCAACAGUUGUAGAACCUGUCAAAGCUGCACCAGUGGGUAAAAAUAAAGAAAAUGUAAAAACUUUCUUUAGAGACAUGCCAUUUGAUGAGCCUAAAGAUGGUGUGAAUCUCUACUUCUGUUAUUCAUAUCAUGGCGCUUCCCUGACUGUGAUCGAUACAAGUUCCAAACAUGUAGAGUUGAUUGAAAUGGUCUCUGUCGAGAAACCAGGGGACAAUGAGCCAUACGAGCCAGCCCAGUUUGAAAUGUGUUUGGCUAAAUAUGAUGAUGGUACUUGGUGCAGGGCCAUGGCAACUGGUGAUAAUGACGAAAAAGUUGAAGUUAAGUUUGUAGACUAUGGCAACAUUGAAAAAGUUAAUAGGGCAGAUAUCAGAAAACUACCAGAAAAUAUGAAGAGUAUUCCCAUAUUUGGAAUAAACGCUCAAAUUGAAGGUUUUGAAAUAACUGACGCAGUCGAGAAACAACUAAAGGAAUUAAUCCCGGAUGGUGAGUUGCUGGAGAUAAAUAUGAAAGUUGGCAAAAAGACUCAGAAUCGUAUGAAUUAUUCUGUUGAAUUACCCAGCAUUCAUGGUAUUUUGAAAGAAGAAGGUUUAGCUAUUUAGUUUUAAGUUUCACAAUGAAAGAGUACCUAUUAUUUUUCUUUCUUAUAUUUUAAGUAUUUUUGUUAGUUUUCAUGGAUUUUAAAUAUUAGGACUGUAUUUUUUUCUUAUUUGUUGGGACACAAGACACAAGAAAUUAUUGUAAAAUUACGAACUCAAGGAAAUUGUUUUUCUUUUAUUAAUGUCUGGCAGUGAUUAGUUGA